ACGCAUGUAUUCAAUGACGUCACGUAGAACGAGCGCGGCCACUGUGUCAAGUGAUACAAGAAAGAAAAGGCCGAAAUUUACGAAAAGAUUACAGAAAACCGUUGCAAUAUUGGCAGUUUUUCUAUAUUAUACCUCCAGCGGGGUGGUUUGACGUAGUCUCAGAAGAUUAUUCUGUUUAUUUGGCUUGUUUUUCUUUUGAUUUCGUGGCUUUUUGUACACAAAUUCGUAAUUUUAUUGGAGCAUUCUUGUGAGCACAUUUUAUUUACGAAUGGCCGAGAAGGCCAUUUGUUUAUGAUGUACGAUCAAACCCGUUUUUGGAUCUUGUUGAUAUUAUAUUUUUACGGCAGUUCGUUGAAAUUCUAUGAUAUUUAGCGCACAAGGAGCAAAAUGCAUUGUUAUUAUUGUGAAAGCUGUUCAAUACUAAUAAUAACAUGUGGAAGUGUUAUGCAGUGAACAUAUUCAGCUGAAAUCGUCGAAAGAAGACACGUAUGAUAAAGGAAACUAAAUAUAUUAGAACACCUUGUGAACUCUUAACUUGUCGAGGAAAUGGCAACCAACAUGAAUGUACACAGAAAGUCAAAUCUUGGUGAAUACGGCUCGAAUAUACCGAUGGAGUAUUACAACAUGGGAAUCAAUAACAAUGCGUCGAUGAAUUUUCAAAAUUUACCAUCAACUCAAAAUAUGAUCGCUGGGGCUACCAUGGGUUCACAAACCGUCGUUCCUUUCCCUCAAACAAAUUUUGAUCAUGGUAUGAAUAAUUACCCUGGACAAUCUAGACAAUUUCAGGAAAACAUCGAAGGCAUUCCCACGAUGAAAUAUCCUCAAAUGGCUUCUGCAACACCCGCUGGGGUGUUCGAACCAAAUACUGGUGAUCCAUAUCAACUUGCUAUGGUUAGGAAAUUUAGACCCCCCAGUAUGUUUGGAAUAAACAAAAACAUGGAUCCUUCAACCUUUGUCCAACAGCAAAGAAACAUUGCUAACAGUAGUGCACCUUGGCUCACUGACCAUGUCAACCAGAACAAUCGAAUGCAUUCAUUACAGAAACCUGGGAUAGUGAGCCGACAUGAUCCUAACUAUACUCAAACUAUACCUCAUGAUCAGAACUUUCCCAGUCCAGGCUCUGCCGGAAGUCCCAGAAACUCUUUUCCUAUGUCAGCGGCAUACAUGGCUAAUGAGAUGUUUGUUCAUGGCCGCGAACAAGCUUUUCCAGGUCGAAAUGUUACUUCAGGCAACUUCAAUGCGCCAGAGUUCUAUCAACAAGAUGCGCUGAGAGUUGCGAAUUAUCAUCAAGCACAGGUGUCUCGUGCUCCUUCUAACUAUCUUACUAACAAUCAAAGAAACUCGUCAAGUCCUUUUGGCCAUUCUGUCAUUCAAAAGGUCCCCGACUCUGUGUACCAUCAACAAUUUAGUGCUGGCCCCAAGACAAAUGGUCCUUCUGCAAUGAUGUCUAAUAUGGUUGAUGAGAGGCAAGUGACGUUUCCUAAUGCAAACUAUCCAGGUGGCCCACAGCCACCACAGAUGUCUGGGAAACCUGGUUAUCAGCCGUCUCAUUCCAUGAGGGGCACGCUUUCUCCUAAUGUCACCAUUGGCAUGCCCAAAAAACCUGCAUUCAGACAACAGGAAGAAGCCGUGACAUCACCAGGAAAUAAUCAAAAUGCGGCUGCCGUGGCUGCUGCAGCAGCCGUACUGGCAGCUGUAAACACUGCCAAUCCAGACUCUCACAAUGUGAGUUCUCGACCACCUAGUGUACCAGCUGUUCCAUCAAGACCAGCCAGCCUUCAUUCUAAAGACCCGCGAAGUCCUUCAACAUCCAUUAUCAGCGAUCAUAAAUCGGAGUCGGGAGGGUCUGGAAUCAACGACAUACGAGCGACGCCAAGCCCCGUUAUGUCACUAACAAGAAAUACUCCACAGCAUCCAAAUGAGCAUUCAACUCAACUUAAUCUGCCCAUGGAUUUUGAAACAGGACGAGUCCCAUCGCCUUCAGUUCAUCAAUUAUCAAGUUCUGAUGUUGAGGCAAUGAUACAACCAGUAUCAAAUCUCCCGCUUAUGUCAGAUAAUAUGCUAAGAGAAUCUUCUAGAAAGAAGAAACGGAGAGUAGAGCGUAAACACGGUCCGUCAGCGAACAUGAUCUCGUCUACGCUACCGCUGCCUUUUUCGCCUUCAAUGAGCACGGAUUUUGAUCUUGACAUGAUCUCAGCAACCUUGAAUGAUAGCAGUUUGGGGAAGUUGUAUAAAAUUUCUGACGAUCCAAGUCGGAAAGAUUUUUUGGAUAAGUUAGUGUGGAUGAUGGAACAAGAUGAUAAAUCGUUGAAUCAACUACCGAACUUCAAUGGCUCCGUUUUAGAUUUAUUUAAACUUUAUAUGAUCGUGUCAAGGCGCGGGGGAAUGCAGGAGGUGUCGAGGAAAAAUGUUUGGAUCGAUGUGGCUUAUGAAUUAACUAAAUCUUCGACUAACCUCACCAACGAACAUCUUCAGACUUUAAAAGCACAUUAUAUUCAUUAUCUAUUGCCGUAUGAAGAUAAGUUCGGCAGAGUUAGAUCCGAUCCUGUUGCCAACAACUCUCAUUUACCGUCUGCCAUCACUACUUUAUCAUCAAAUUCGGAGCCUCGAAAUAUUGAUCUUUCAACUAUGACGUAUAAGAAUUUAUUUCAAAGCAAUUCAAAAGUACUUCCUUACAACCAAACAGCAACGCCAAUUAUGCAACAACAAACAUUCCCUAACGCUACUCCGAGUUCUCAAGGAUACCCUACUACACCACCUAUUCAGCAUCCUAGUUACAGAAAUAGCCCUGGUUAUCCUCAGUCAUCUGCCGGAUAUACUGGUUAUCCACAAGGAACGCCUAGGAUUCCUGGUUAUCCAUCCGGGCAUUCUGCUUAUUCCAAUCACCAAUACUCCAACGUACAAGGUCCCGCAUCUCAAAUGUCAGCGUAUCAUAAUGGUAUGGUACCCCCGUCCCGUUAUCCAAACUUCCCUCGCAACGUUGUACCCCCCGACGCCAUGCUUGGGCAGUUCAAUCGUGCCGCAGCAAUAAAUAAACAAUUACAACAAGAUACGCAAUCUCAAGCCAUGUUUGCAAAUUAUCAACAGCAAGGUCAACAGCACCCACCCGAGUUUUUGUAUCAACAGCAGCAAAGUACAUCGAUGUCUAGCCUUCAAAUGGACAAAAGGAAUUCUAUGCACGGAACGAUGGGUUCACCUAGAUCACGUGUGCAGGCAUCGUGGGGUCCACGUUACCCCGAGUCAGCGGCAGCAUCAGCUGGUACAUCCACUCCGUUUUAUAAUUCUCACUCUCCUGUUUUGAAGCAAGCCCGCCCUCCACCUCCGUACCCUCAUACGAAACAGGAAAGACCUUCCCCCACCCCCCAGAGUGCUGCUACGAAUUUACAGCUCCAGGCGAUGAAAACUGGUUCAAGCUCGGGCCUGGCGAAGAAAGAAGAUGAACUGUUUCCAUCUGGAUGUGUGGAGGCCACGCAGAUGAUUGUCAAGAAGAAGCGACGGCUAACCGCCAGGGAUAUAGGUCCUGUGGAAGCAUGGCGGAUUAUGAUGUCCCUGAAAUCUGGUCUACUGACCGAGACGGCAUGGGCACUAGACACGCUCACUGUUUUGCUUAGUGAUGAUACGACUGCAUCGUUCUUUAAACUGUCUCAUCUUCCGGGAUUUCUUGAUACGGUUGUUGAGCACUUUCGUCGUAAUUUGAUCAAUGUUUUUGGCAUUCUUCGAGAGGACGAGAUAUCUGUUGGCUUACCUGAAGGUUCGAUUUACGAUGAGAGUAACGAAAGCUUGAACGAAUUGCUCGAUGAUAUGCGUUUUGAUAGUAGAGCGAGAGAGAGUUUUUCAUCUCUCAUUGUCACCGGAUGUUUGCCCGAUAUUGAGGAUCAUGGAUUUACAGGCGGGUAUAAAGACUGGAUUGCGGGUGGUGGCGAUACAACUGUUCAUAUUCAUACUCAUUUUGAAACGAACCCUAGCUUUUAUGAACGCGAGUAUGUCGAGGGGCAUGUUGGGUGUGGGGAGUGUGAUUGCGAACACUUGGAAGCAGAUGAAACUUCGGAAAGCGAAGAUAUAGGUUGUUGUGGAUGCCAUGAGCUUGUCGAUGAAGACGGUGAUGCUUCAGGGCAUUGUGGGAUGGAUGCAGAUAGUUGUUUGAGUAUUGAAAUAGAAAAAGACACGAAGUGCAAUAGCUUGCCGACACAUGAUGAAGUGAAUGAUAUUGAAAAGACAAAAAGCCCCGUGGCUUCUGCAGUCGAUCUUAAACAAGAAUCGAGUGAAAAUUCACAGCUCCACGAUAAAUGCCAAGAUGAACACAGCACACUUAGUGUUGACGAUUAUAAAUGCGUUUCAAACUCUGUCGUUGAAAAUGGAGAACGUCAAACAGAUAGCGAGGAAAAGCAAGAGGAUUCAACGACGGAGGAGGUUGAAAAGAAGCACGAAGACCCUUCGUCUUUAUUAAUAAAAAGACUCAAAACGGAGUUAGAUUUGGACAUCGAGACGAUCAGCCAGGAUUCAGCAGAAUCUACAACUCUUUCUUCUGUGAAAACCGAUGACGAGACAAGGACUAUUGACGAUGUUAAAACCAGUGUUCCUUCGAAUAAUGAGUAUGAACUAAAGCAAGAGUUUCCUCUGAGUAGUCUUACUCUGUCACAGGAUUCUGCUAUCAAGACGUGUAAUUGCGUGUCGAACGUAGUGCGAAAUUUAUCUUUCGUACCUGGUAACGAUGUUGAAAUGGCGAGAAAUCCAUCUCUACUGUUGAUACUCGCUAAAUUACUAUUACUUUAUCACAACAGACGAUCGAAAUCGCAACCACAUUCAUCUGAUGGCGAGUACAUCGAUACGGAAUGCUGGUGGCAAGAUUGCCUUGAUACUUUACGCGAGAACACACUUGUUACAGUGGCAAACAUAUCCGGGUACUUAGACUUUUCUCACAUUACAGCACAGGUUAGCCGGUUAUUGUUAGAUGGCUUAUUACAUUGGCUUGUGAGCAAUUCGGCCGUUGCAGAUGAACCUUUGCGAUCCACCAGCGUCUCGGUGAUUCUCACACCAAAGCAACUUGUGUUGGAGACUUUAGCCAAGAUGAGUGUCCUUUCGGGAAAUGUUGAUUUUUUGUUCAACUCCUCAGACAAAGUCCGGCUUGCGAAAGCGUACGAGUAUUUGGUAAAACUUUUCUCGGAUAAGACAAACGAGGUGACGCGAGAAUUCUCGUUAGUUUUGCUGUCAAGUUUCACUCACACGAACGAGGAAAGUUUUAGCAUGAGUUCCGAACGAAAUCUUUUUACAGUUCUCGUCGGAUAUCUGGAGGAUUCCCGUGAUCGCGUGGAAUCUAUGGCAGUGCGGGGCCUACACGCGGGGAUGUUUAGGGAUAAUGAUUUACGCGUCAGUAUGGGUAUGUUGAGGCGAGCAGCAAGUCUACUUUCCUGUAUAGCAAAACGGACGCCAAGUCGUCAUUUAAUACCGUUUCAAGAACGCAUCUUAGACUUAAGCAUGUCCCGUUCGUUAGAUGCCGAGAUACAAUUGCAUUUGAGUGAUGUCCUAUUUCAGAUUUCCAGGUGAUAUGAGUAGUAUGAACUGCUGAAUGGUGGCACAAAGAAUGUCAGAACUAGAUCCUUGUAUGUCCGAUUCCACUGUCUCGUUCAUGGUAUAAGGAAAGUUGAGUUUUUAUUGAAGAUUGUACAUUGUAACCGUUAACAAGAACAGUAAAAUAUCAUAAUUUGGUUGGCGCCAAAAAACAUAGUAUAUUUUGUACAUUACAUAAAAUAGGAAUAAUAAUAAAAUUUCGACCAUUUUCA
This is a messenger RNA of Xenia sp. Carnegie-2017, 5780 nucleotides long. RefSeq names its product AT-rich interactive domain-containing protein 1A-like. The transcript has 12 exons. Gene Ontology annotation, cellular component: SWI/SNF complex; nBAF complex; brahma complex. The coding region runs from base 547 to 5544 and encodes 1665 amino acids. Gene Ontology annotation, biological process: positive regulation of DNA-templated transcription; chromatin remodeling; regulation of transcription by RNA polymerase II. NCBI's taxonomy places the organism in Eukaryota, Metazoa, Cnidaria, Anthozoa, Malacalcyonacea, Xeniidae. The record is from RefSeq and is a predicted model, not a curated record. Gene Ontology annotation, molecular function: DNA binding; nucleosome binding.